Messenger RNA from Didymodactylos carnosus, 1266 nucleotides. Lineage: Eukaryota; Metazoa; Rotifera; Eurotatoria; Philodinida; Philodinidae. The record is from the annotation of a GenBank genome assembly.
AUGGAUAGCAGUUCAUUAGUCAUCAGUGAUUCUAAUCAUUCGGGAGAUGAUUCUAAUCUAACAAAUGACACACCAACGUUACAUGCACGAAUUGGCUUUGCAUGUGCCUGGGUUAUGAUAGCUGUUGCUGGUGUUAUUGGAAAUGGUUUAGUCAUAUUUGUGGCCAUAAGAUUUCAAAAGUUAAACAACGUUACAAAUUGCUUUAUUGUCAAUCUUGCCAUUACUGAUAUUGUAUUUUUGGCGUUUUGUAUGCCAUUACUCGUUGUUCAAUAUACGUUAGAUCAGUGGUUUUUUAGUGAAAUAUUGUGUAAAUUACUCAAUUUCAUCUCAUUUGUCAGUGUACUCGUCACCGUUCUCACAUUAGUCGUAAUGACAAUUGAUCGAUAUAUUUACGUUGUACGACCAUUUGAAAAUUUAACAUGGCGAAGACCGUCAACCGUUUUUGGUCUAAGUUUUUUUAUCUGGAUAAUUUCUUGUGGAUUUGCCUCACCAUUCUAUCAACAUUAUGGUAUUAGUGAGAAACACGACGAUUCAAAGUGGCAAUGUGUCCUAUUAAGUCCAGAAAAUUUGCAGAAAAAAUUUCGUAUCUACACCGUUACACUCUAUUAUUUUAUACCGCUGACAAUAAUUAUUGCCUGUUACGGAAAAUUGCUAUUUUAUGUAUUCAAAAAAGAAAAUAAACUGAAACCAAAAACAAAAGACAAUGUUGCCCGAUGGUCAAAAAAACGUCGAGCUGUUACCAAAAUGGUAGCCAUUGUUACUGUUGUCUUCUCAGUUUGUUGGCUGCCUAUAACAUUAUUAAUUAUCUAUCCGUGGGAACAAAAACAUAAAACCGUAUUUCUCUAUUAUUUUAAAGUUAUUGCUAAUUCACUAUCCUAUUUAAAUUCAUGUUGCAAUCCAAUCAUCUACGCAUUUCUUAACCGAAGUUUUCGGCAAAAUUGUGGAAGUUUAUUAUCGCGUCCAUCUUGUUCUCUGUUAUGUGGUGAAGAACAUUUUCAUCAUUCAACAAACAAAAGUUUCAUCAAUCAUCCACCUCCUGAUACCUAUGAGAGUAAUAAUGACAAUAAUAAUCACCAAAAAAAAAUUAAAUUUCUUAUAUCACCACGAAUUGCUAACAAUGAUUUUUCUGAUGCUGAGAACGACAAUGAAGUCUCAGUUGGUAAAAGUAGACGAACACGAAAAAAAAGUCAUGAACUUAUAACAUAUGGUAGUCAUUUGACAGAACCAUUGAGCACACAAAUAGGAACCGAACCAGUGAGCGUCUAA